This is a messenger RNA of Drosophila takahashii, 3468 nucleotides long. Its product is annotated as probable basic-leucine zipper transcription factor Q. Lineage: Eukaryota; Metazoa; Arthropoda; Insecta; Diptera; Drosophilidae. The record is from RefSeq and is a predicted model, not a curated record.
GUGUGUGACAGUCACGUGGGUUUGGAUGGGGAUUGCCGCUGGCAUGGCGCUAAUUUCUCACACUUCAAACGUGGCCGGGACUGGCAAUGAAUUUCCGGGACUCCAACCUCCUGCGGAUGCUUUCCUUUCCUUUCGUUUUGUUUAGCUUGGCUCUCUGCUUUGCUUUCCCAGCGACUGUUUUCCUAUUCUGAUUUCCCGGUGGCGCCCCUUCACCUGCCCCAAGUGUUGUUAUUUGGUUAGCUAAGCUAAGCUCUGUCCUCGUUCUCGUGUGCCAUAAAUUAAAUAGAUUGACGGUGACCCAGGGAAUGGGCCUUUCCCUCAUGAGCCGCUUUCACUUCUUUAUGAUUAGUUAAUGGGAUUCAAUUUCAUUUGAAAUUGGCCACCACAGAACGUGGCAAUCGCAGCUGCCGCAGCCUCCUUUCGCUGAUUACAUAAGGCACGUUCUCGGGGAAACACUUGUUGGGUUUUUCCCUCCCCCCCGCUCAACCAGACACGUAGUCGUAUCCUUCGAGCAGAAAAGGAGUAGGCGGGAAAGGGAAAAGGAAAUGGAAAAGCCGGGGGAAAGCGAAUCACAGUUGCGCCAUUAGGAGCUCGGCGAAAUAAAUUCAAUAUAAGCGAGGCCUAAUGGCAGUAGUUGAGUUUCCAUUUACAUUCAGCCUCCAUAAAUUGGCAUGGCUGCGAAAAUCGUUACCCACUUAAGAGGGCCCACAUUUAGCAGGCGCAGCAUCCGGUUUGUAAAUGCAGCAUUUCACCCUCGAGUAGCAAGAUGAAAAAGAAGUGUACGAGUGUGCAUUCUAAAAAUAACAAAAAACUCGAGUGAGAUAAAAACAGCAACUGCUGCGACUACUGAGGUAUAAAGGUACAAAGUGCUAGCGCAAACACAGUCGGCGAAGGAGCGUAAACAAACAUCGGAGCAAACUAAAACGGCGAACAAACAGCGGUGAAGGUUGUCCUGCUGAAACCGUUCUGUGUAGUGUGUGUGUGAGUGUUUUUGGCCAGCAGAGCGCCGGAAGAGCCAGAAAAGUAAGCGCUAAAAAUGUGCAAGUAAUGUGCAGCAAGUAAAGUGCAAUGCCAUCCAUUAAAUCCGCCGAAAGUGAGAUUCUUCUUGGGAUUAUUAGGAGCGACAGCAUGACGAACGGCAAUUCCUUGAGGUCCUGCCUCCUGCUGGCCACCAUCCUGGGAUUACUCUGCCGGACCGAGGCUUUGCCCUUUGAGUAUGUAGAUGAGCACGAGGACUUCAACUACGACCUGGACACGGCCCAAUCCCAGGCGAAGUACGACGCCCGUCUGCUCUCGCAGCAGAUGCUCAGCGAUGCGGAGUUGCAGCGGCAGGCGGGGAGCGGGGCGCAGGACAACGCCUUGGAUGCCGACUCGCCGAGGGCUCAAGGGAUUGGAGCGGGCUCUGGCCUGGAUGCCGGCUCCUCGGCCCAGGAGAACCUGGAGCCGCACAGCAGAGCAGCCGCGUGCUUCACCAACGGCCACAAGUACACACACGGACAGAAGGUUCCCCGCCUGGAUGCCUGCGAGGUGUGUCUCUGCAUGGACGGCGAGAUCUUCUGCUGGUGGGAGAAGUGCGAUAAGGCCAAUGUAAACAGGGCUUCAGGAGGGGCGACGGAGUCGGGGGGACUUGGACUUGGUGUUGGCGAAGGCGACGGCAACAACGAAAGUAACGACGACGACGACGAUGGCGAUGGUGACUAUUCAGAUCCAUAUCGCCACGAGAGCACAACGGGAAAGUCAACAAAAGUGCAUAAAGCUGCUAGGAAAGUUGGCAAGCGGCAUAAGCAUCGCAGGAAUCAAAAGAAUUUUAAUGACUACGAAGUUUACCACAGCCAGAGGCAGAAGCAGAAGCAUGAGCAGAAGCAGCAGCAGAAGCAGCCGGAUUAUAAAAAGUCCGCCAUAAAGCAACAGCUCCAGCUACAGAAGCAGCAGAAACACAAGAGCGACGUUGGUGGCAACUACAAUAUAAUCAAGCAACACAAACACGAGCAGCAGCAGCAAGAGCAGCAGAAUGUGGCAGCUUUGGCUGUUAAUCAGGCAGCAAAGGCAACGCAUUAUCAGCAGCCAGCCUCCACCACGCCCCCUCCCCCUCAUGCCCCGCCGCACAACUAUAACUAUCAUCAUCCGCACCAGCAGGCGCCGCAUUCGUCCAGCAAAAUCUUGAAUUUCCCCGAAAACCUUCCAGCCCUGCUGUACUACGACUACAAGACCGAGGAGCACGAGCACCAUCAGCACCAGCACCACCAGCAGCACUUGCUGCACGAAAAACAACGCUUGCUGCAACAUCAGCAAGAGCAGCAGCAGCAGGAGGCGUUGGCGCGACAAAAGGCAGCUGAAUCGGAGGCUGGGGCAGCUGCAGAUGCAGCCGUUGAACCCGCCGUUGAUAAAAACUUUGAUGAGGCGGAAACCGACAGCGAUAUUUUGCCAGAGCCCCCAACAAAGCAGCCCCCCACACAAUGGCCAACUAGCAGCAGCGGCAGCAGCAGCAGCACGGCCAAGGCGUUGAUGACAACCCGGGCAGUUGCCACUGUGGCAGCCACAUCCACAAUCGCAUCCACGUCUGCGAGCAGGACAACGACAACGACAACGAGAACGACAACGACAACGGCGACAGGAACAAAUGAAAUGGUGACAAGCACGCUGUCUGGAAUGGAAAAGUCCGGGGCCACAGUUGCAGCUACAAAUCUGCAACGUGAUCGCAGUGGACCCAAGACGGAGCCGGAGACCGAUGACGCCUUCCACCGAUGGCUGACAUCCACCGAACUGAAUGCUGACAACACAAACUCACUCGACGAUAACCUGGAGCAGGAAACGCCGGCAUCGACAAUAAUCGAUGAUGUUGGCACGACGAACAAGAGUGACAGGAGCAGUGGUCCCGGCAAAGACAAUGGCAACGAUGCCGUCUUCUUUCGCAGCUCGUACAACGAUUACAGCAGUGAAUUCAAUGGGAGCGUUGUCAAUAUUGACAUUACACUAACUGCAGUUGAUGUGCAUCCCCAUCGCCAAACGGAUUUAAUUGCAAAUGGCAACAGAACGUCAGGCGUUAACGACAAUGGCAACAGCAACAGCAAAAGCAACAGCAACUAUGCAGCAGCAGGGACAACAAUGGACCCACAGGCAGCCAGUAGAAGCAUCGGCAGCAUCGGGAGCAGCGGCAGCAAUCAGGAUCAACCUCAGCAGAGCCCUGUUGUUCCGCCGUACACCCUGACAACGAUUAUAACAACAACGCCGCUGGCACCAGGGCGUAUGUGCAAUGUUUUGGGCAAACUGUAUAAAAUUGGCGACAUUCUGCCACAGGAUACGGGCAACUGUCUGCAAUGCAUUUGCACGGAUGCCGUGACACCCGACGAGAUGCCGAGCGUCACCUGCAGUCCGCACAAUUGCCCACCGCUGGUUCUGCCGGAUCUAUUCGAUGCGACUGGAUACUGAGGUUACGGGUUCGAGCUGUAAGUUGCUGGAAGCCAGGGG